Messenger RNA from Anastrepha ludens (Mexican fruit fly), 2322 nucleotides. It is a transcript of the gene Mettl3, whose product is annotated as N6-adenosine-methyltransferase MT-A70-like protein. The transcript has 7 exons. Gene Ontology annotation, molecular function: mRNA m(6)A methyltransferase activity; mRNA (2'-O-methyladenosine-N6-)-methyltransferase activity. Bases 162 to 2153 code for a protein of 663 amino acids. Lineage: Eukaryota; Metazoa; Arthropoda; Insecta; Diptera; Tephritidae. The record is from RefSeq and is a predicted model, not a curated record. Gene Ontology annotation, cellular component: RNA N6-methyladenosine methyltransferase complex; nucleus.
UGUGAAUACUCAAAUUUGCAGAAGAAGAAACCGAUCUGCAUCAAUUGUUUUCUUUCUACACAUCUAGCAGUUUAUAUUUUUGUCAAUUCAUAAACAUUUAGCUGCUAGGUGACUAUUUCAUAUUUUUAAAAGAGGUUUUUGUGUUGUGUUUCGGUUGUACGAUGGCAGAUGCAUGGGAUGAAAUCAAAGCAGUAAAGACCAAACGUAAUACACUGCGAGAAAAGUUGGAAAAACGAAAGAAAGAACGUGCCGGCUUGCUGUCUUCGUCGCCAAAUAGCGUCGUUGAUACAGCUAAGGAUUCAUCUAACCCACCAAUAGAAUUAGAGGCAGAUGCUGAAGCUGAGAAGGCGGUUUUGCAGGCUCUCUCUUCCACCACACUUGUGCUUCCCAUUAUUUCCACACAAUUAAUAGAAAAAGUUGCAAUAUUUUUGGAUAAAACACCUGCACAGCAAGUAAUCAAUUACACUCUGAACAAAUUAGCCGAACAAGGCGCUAUUAACAUUAAGAGUGUGACAAUUGGAAAAGAUGUGGGCUGCGAAGUAAUUUCAGUAGAAAAUAAUAUAGUGUUAGAUUUAUAUAAAGAAUUAGUUAACGAUGGCUAUGUGGGUAUGAAAGAAGAGUUAAAACGUAAAUUUGAUACAAAUGAUGAUGAGAACGAGGACUGUAACCUUAAUAAGGUGUUGAAAACUGAAGUCAAUGUCGGUCCAAUUGCGCGCAAAGAUACUGCCGGGAGUGUAGCGGAUGCAUCUGAUGAUAUAAUGUCGCUUCUCUCAAUGCCAUCAACACGUGAGAAGCAAAGUAAACAAGUUGGUGAAGAAAUACUGGAGUUGCUAACUAAACCCACUGCCAAGGAACGCUCCGUUGCCGAAAAAUUCAAAUCGCAUGGUGGCGCUCAAGUGAUGGAAUUUUGUCCGCAUGGCACCAAGGUUGAAUGUCUCAAGGCGCAACAAGCCACUGCAGAAAUGGCUGCGAAAAAGAAACGAGACCGCAAACUAGAAAAUGCUGUUGCGAGGAAAACCAGUAGAGAUACAGAUGAGUCAAAUGCAGUAAAUAAUAUCGAAGAAACUGCGAUUCAGGCCGAUGCAAACUCGACAUCAGAUAGUAAUGGCAAAUCCAGCCCAAAGGAGGCAGAAGUCGAUUCUAAGGCGAUUGAUUCGGGUACAGAAGAUGGCGAAAUUGUUUCGGAAAAUAUUAGGGAAGGUGAAGCUGACUCUCAACAAUCAUCGGAGGAAUCAAUAGAGACGUUAGAUACGUGUACCAAAUUGCAUUUUAAAAAAAUCAUACAAUCACAUACCGACGAAUCUCUUGGUGACUGCAGUUUCCUAAAUACUUGCUUUCACAUGGCUACAUGCAAGUAUGUUCAUUACGAAGUUGAUACGAUACCGAAUAUCAACACUAACAAGCCAGUUGAUGUUAAAACUAAACUUUGUAUUAAACGAAGCAUUGACCCUAGCGUGACUUUAUAUCCACCGCAAUGGAUACAGUGUGACUUGCGUUAUCUGGACAUGACGGUCCUAGGAAAAUUUGCCGUAGUAAUGGCUGAUCCACCAUGGGAUAUACACAUGGAAUUGCCUUACGGUACAAUGUCAGACGAUGAGAUGCGUCAGUUGGGCGUACCAGCGCUGCAGGAUGAUGGGCUUAUAUUUUUAUGGGUUACUGGUCGGGCUAUGGAAUUAGGACGGGAAUGCCUAAAGCUUUGGGGUUACGAAAGAGUAGACGAACUCAUCUGGGUAAAAACAAAUCAAUUGCAACGAAUUAUACGUACAGGACGUACCGGCCAUUGGUUAAAUCACGGCAAAGAACAUUGUCUGGUUGGCAUGAAGGGCAAUCCGAAGAAUUUAAAUCGUGGGCUCGAUUGUGAUGUAAUUGUAGCGGAGGUGCGCGCCACUUCGCAUAAGCCUGAUGAAAUAUAUGGCAUCAUUGAACGCCUCAGCCCAGGUACACGUAAAAUUGAACUAUUUGGACGCCCACACAAUGUGCAACCGAAUUGGAUUACUUUGGGCAAUCAAUUAGACGGUAUUCGGUUAGUUGAUCCAGAAUUAAUAACACAGUUUCAAAAAAGGUAUCCCGAUGGAAAUUGUAUGUCACCAGCGGCAGCUGCUGGAGCGACUGGUCCAGCAACCACUAAUCCAGCAAGUGCAGCGAAAAAUUAAUUCUGCUAUUCAUUUCGGUUCACAUUCGGUUAAUAUGUAUUAGCAGCCAUGAAUAUCAAUUAACAAAAUAAAAAUAUGAAUAAGUAAAUGUAUGUACGUAUUACGUAGUAAGAAAAAAAAAAAACAGCAUUAAACUACAAUGGUCAAUUGAAACAUUUGAUUUAAGUUA